UACAUGUACACGUCGUACGCCGUGUCCAGGUCAUUGAUAUAGCAGGGUUGCAACAGGCAUAUUGUACCCGGCAUAUAUCUGCUGAUUGCAAAGUCGGUGUGGCUAGCAUUCUGGCCACUGGUCAAGUUCAAAUAACUAGCUGAGUGUUAGUUAGCUCUUAAUCUCUCCUUGGGAAUGAGACAACGGGGACGGAGCCAUAACAAACGCAGUCGCUCCUUCAGCAGGACAAGGGAGGCAGUCCACUCUAUUUAGCCAACUUUUAUCUCGUGGUUGAAGACGAAAUAUCGAAAUGGCAGACGAAUCAAAAAUCUCCAGUUCUACUGAGAACGGCAGUGAUGACGGAGCGCGUAGCCUGAUGACAGACUUCUGGUGUGACCACUCUAAAGACGCUACUCUUGAGGAGAUGAUGUUGGACACCCAGGCUAGGGCGUUGUGUGUCGAGGAGCAGCCAGAGAUACUGUCUCUGCUGCCCUCUAUUGCUGGCAAGAGGGUACUGGAGCUCGGUGCUGGCAUCGGACGUUUUACCGGAGUACUGGCCGAGUCCGCGAAGCACGUGACAGCGGUAGACUUCAUGGCGACAUUCCUCGACAAAAAUCGGGAAGUCAACAGUCACCAUGACAACAUCGAGUUUUUUCAGGCUGACGUCACCAAGCUGGACUUCGAUCAAGGAAGCUUUGACGUGAUCUUCAGCAAUUGGCUGAUGAUGUAUUUGACCGACGAGGAGGUGAUACAACUUGCCAGCAAUACCCUGCGCUGGCUCACCGAUGGUGGAUACUUGUUCUUCAGAGAGUCCUGUUUUCAUCAGUCUGGUAAUAAGAAGCGAGAUUUCAACCCAACUGUGUACCGCAAGCCAGCCCAGUACAAUGCCAUCUUUCAAGGCACUGCCCUUCAGAUGGACUCGAUCCAAAACGGGGACAAGAUUGGCGCAGGAUUUGAUCUCAUCUUCAGCCGAAGUGUGCAGUCGUACAUCAAGCUCAAGAAAAACCAGAACCAGUUCUGCUGGCUGAUGCAGAAAGUGAAGCGCGACACGGACGCCAACCAUGGCUUUGAGACUUUUCAACAGUUCCUGGACAACCAACAAUACACCAGGCAGGGGAUUCUAAGAUAUGAGAAGAUCUUUGGUGAUGGGUAUAUCAGCACUGGGGGACCACAGACAACUGAGGAGUUUGUGGCCAUGCUUGAUCUGAAACCAGGCCAGAGGGUCUUGGAUGUUGGGGCCGGGAUCGGAGGAGGGGAUUUCUACAUGGCCAAGACGUAUGGUGUGGAGGUUGUUGGAAUGGAUUUAUCCAGCAACAUGAUUGAGAUUGCCAUGGAGAGAGCCAGUGAAUAUAGAGACUUGAAGGUACAGUUUGAGAUUGCUGACGUGACUAAACGUGACUAUGCGCCAGAAUCCUUUGAUGUGGUGUACAGCAGGGAUACUCUCCUACACAUUGAUGACAAGGGAGCGCUCUUCCACAAAUUCCUGACUUGGUUGAAGCCUGGAGGUCAGCUGCUCAUCUCUGACUACUGCUGCGGAGACUUGCCCCACACUGAUGCCUUCAAGAGCUACGUAGCUCAGCGAGGCUACACCUUGUAUACACCCAAGGCAUAUGGAAAGUUGUUGGAAACAGCGGGGUUCAUCAACGUGAAGGCGGAGGAUCGGAGCUGGCAGUUCAUGGAGGUAUUGGAGGAAGAGAAGGCCAAAGUGGAGCAGGAGAAAGAGGAGUUUGUCAAGCAAUUCAGCGAGGCUGACUUCCAGUAUCUCAUCGAUGGAUGGACCAACAAACUGACCAGGUCCAAGGCGGGAGACCAGAAGUGGGGGCUGUUCACAGCAGAGAAGGCUGGGACCUCACAACUCCAGGGAGGUCACUGUAAUGAAUGCUUGUAGGGCAACAAGGAAAGUAGACAGGAUUUUCACUGGCAGUGUCUUGAGGAUCUUGAUUAGGUCGAUCCACGAUAACAGUAUGUAUUAGCCCAUGUUACUCAGUCUAUAUUGUGAUAUUCUAAGAUUAGCCUGUGUUCUUCUGCUACACGCACAUGUAAUGGGG
Molecule: messenger RNA, 2027 nt
Organism: Patiria miniata (bat star)
Lineage: Eukaryota; Metazoa; Echinodermata; Asteroidea; Valvatida; Asterinidae
Product: phosphomethylethanolamine N-methyltransferase-like
Exons: 12
Coding region: 290-1867 (525 amino acids)
Source: RefSeq, a predicted model, not a curated record